Messenger RNA from Spea bombifrons (plains spadefoot toad), 2079 nucleotides. RefSeq names its product pre-mRNA processing factor 38B (gene PRPF38B). Lineage: Eukaryota; Metazoa; Chordata; Amphibia; Anura; Pelobatidae. Bases 40 to 1530 code for a protein of 496 amino acids. The transcript has 6 exons. Gene Ontology annotation, cellular component: precatalytic spliceosome. The record is from RefSeq and is a predicted model, not a curated record.
UCUCCGGUGAGGUGGCCGCCAUCUUUUCUCUGGUUUCUAAUGGCGAACAACAACGCGGCGGCCCUUGCUGGGACCCCGCAACCUCCUCAGACUGGGGGUGGAGGAAACAAGUCGGCAUCUUCUGGGAAGCCCGGGAAUGUUUUACCGCUAUGGGGUAACGAAAAGACUAUGAACCUGAAUCCUAUGAUCCUGACCAACAUUCUGUCCUCCCCUUACUUCAAGGUGCAGCUGUACGAGCUCAAAACGUACCAUGAGGUCGUGGACGAAAUCUACUUUAAGGUGACCCAUGUUGAGCCUUGGGAGAAGGGUAGCAGGAAAACUGCUGGACAGACAGGGAUGUGCGGAGGGGUGCGAGGGGUUGGCACAGGUGGUAUUGUGUCGACUGCAUUCUGCCUCCUCUAUAAGCUGUUCACAUUGAAGCUGACUAGAAAGCAAGUGAUGGGUCUCAUCACACACACAGACUCCCCAUACAUCAGAGCACUUGGAUUCAUGUACAUAAGGUAUACACAACCACCUGCAGACCUUUGGGACUGGUAUGAAGAUUUCCUAGAUGACGAAGAGGACUUGGAUGUGAAGGCAGGUGGAGGCUGUGUAAUGACAAUAGGGGAAAUGCUGCGUUCUUUCCUCACCAAGCUGGAGUGGUUUUCUACCCUAUUUCCAAGGAUACCUGUUCCAGUGCAGAAGCAGAUAGACCAGCAGAUCAAAACCAAGCCGCGGAAAAUAAAAAAGGAAGGAGAUGAAGUGGCUGAGGAAGUGGAACGGCAUGCUGAAAGAAGGCGCUCCAGGUCUCUUAAAAGGUCAUUAAGUCCCCGAAGAUCACCUAGACGAUCGAGAAGCAGGAGUCAUCAUAGGGAACAUCAGAGCUCCACCAGCUUUGACAGAGAUUUGGAAAGAGAGAGGGAGCGUCAAAGGUUGGAGCGAGAAUCCAAAGAUAAACACAGGUCAAGAAGUAACGACCAAGGAACGGAACGUAGAAGAAGCAGAAGCAAGGAUCGGCACAGGACACGGAGCCGAAGCAGAGACCGUAAAACAGACAGGAGAGAGAAAGACCGAGAGAAAGAAAAUGAGAGGAGUAGAAAGCGGGACUAUGACAGAAAGGGUAAUGGCAAGGAUACUGAUAGAACACGGGAAAGAUCAAGAGAGCGUAGAAGGAGUGAGGAGAGGAAAGAGAGGGAUGAAAAGAGGCACCGAGAAGAUUCUCGUAGAGAAAGAAGGCACAGCAGGAGUAAAAGUAGAGACAGGAAGCAGAAGAAGAGCAGUAGGAGUCCCAGCAAGAAUGCGCGUGGCCGAAGUCGCAGCCGAGAGAAGUCAAACCGUCACAAGGACAAAACUUACAAGCGUAGUAGGAGCCGAAGCCCAGCCGAUGCAGAGAAGUCCAGAAAACGAGAACGUAGUUCUAGCAGGGAAAAACCACGAAAACGUAGUAGGAGCAAGGAACGAGGGCAGAAGCGUGACCUUGAGACAAAGGACCAUGAAUCCCAUAGUUCUGACCUUGAGGAUAAACAUGGAGGCAAAGAUGAGACUCUGUGACACUGAAUAAGCGGAUCACAUUGAAUCCUUUUUGUUUUUUUGGUUUUUUUUCCCCCAACAGUCUUUCUUUUUCAAAGUCCAAACCUGUUCUGUAACGGUCUUGAAGUUUUUAAAUAUAAGGGUUUGGUUUCAUAUUUUCUUUAGGCAAAAAAAGGUUCAUUCCACAGUUCGUGUAGGGAAGUGCCUUUUGGGAAUCCCUUGUGCAUUGGAUGCAAAGCUUCCUUCCCUGUGUUUGCUGAAGCUCCAAUGCGACUAUUGCAUUUUUAUCAGUUCACUGUUCUAGAAAUGUAUGGCUUAUACACAAAAAGCCCUGAUGUUUUAAUUCCUUUUCUGACACAAUAGAGCUACCGGUUCAGUUAAACUUGCCAUUUGUUCUACUGCUUGUGAGGUUGCAAUUUCCUCCUGAUGCUGAAUGCAUGGCUUAGCUGAUAUUUUGUUAGAAUGCCUGUUUUUUUGUUUUCUAAAACCUAUAUGAAUGCAGAUCUCAAAUUUGAAUUUUGUGUUGUAAAAUUGUAAACUUUUUUAAAAAAAAUACAUUUUGAUCUAUUA